GUUUCGUUAUUGCGACUUUUGUGGAGCAAAUUGGGAUGUAUGUAUGAUGGUUUGGAGCAGGUCGGCUUGUGUAGGAAAUUAAAAAUCGAUUUCUCAGCUCCCUCUCAUUUCGUGGAGAAAAUAGCAAUGUAUGUCUACCGUAUCCUCACUGGUGUGCUCGAGUUCAAAAGAAAAAGUAUGGUUUGUAGGGUGCAUGCAAAAUGAAUUUGGAAAAGAGUUUCAAGGGAAAAGUGACCUGAAUACUGGCUGGUUGUGAAUGAGACUGCAUGCUGUGAGCGAAUGGUUGAAAAUUUACCUGCGGUAAGACGAGACCUUUUCAACCUACAACUAUAUUCGUUUCGCUUCGUCAUCAUUUCGAUGUCAUCGCAAUUCAUGCACAUCCCUUCAUACAACAAAAGAGUCCCGUGAGGUACCAUGCUUCUUUGCGAGGUGUUUCAUGCUCCUCUCAUACAACAAAAGAGCUUGGCGAAGUGUGGGUUGUGCUACUUUUGGUCGCUCUCCUUGCUGGCUACUGGUAUGCAAUCGGAUACCUUGGCGCGUGGAUCGCAGUAAGAGUCUUGCAUGGACGAGGACAUGGUGGGAACGUUGAAAAGGAGAUGGUGAGGGACGCACAGGAGCAAGAUGGACAAGAGCAAACCUCUCUACCUAGUAUUAAGGCCCAGAGCGAUUCAUUUUCAACAGAGUCUCUCUGUCACUUUUCUUUGUGUCCUUCAGUCACCUUCUCAGGUGAAUCUGAAGAAAUCAGCUGAAGAAGCGAAACGUUUUGAGCUCUAAUUAUGCUGGGCGCUGGGUCCUCAUCGAGAUCGAAGAGAGCACUUCUACAUCGGGAUCGGAGGUCUAUAUGAAUGAUGUUUUUUCUCCCACCAAUUAGUAGACCAUCUAGAUCUAGGCUGCCUCUAAUUUCCCUCUUAAAAGAACUGUAGACUAGGUUAGGGGGGAGCCUACCUUCGUUCUUAAAAGAACUGUAGACUAGGUUAAGGGGGAGCCUACUUUCGUUCUUAAAAGAACUGUAGACUAGGUUAAGGAGGAACCUACUUUCCCUCUUAAAGAACUGCACACUAGAUUAAGGGGAAGGAGCCUCGAUGGUCUUCGCUUAGAGGGGAGAAAAAAUGUCAUUCAUGAUGUGCAUGGCGCAAGGAGUGCCCAGGAAAUAUGCUGCUCCUUUCGCUCGAUGCGCAUGGUAUCCAAAGUUUGCAGCAUUGAAUGUGGCCUUCCCAAACCCCUUUGGAUUACCAGUGCCCCUCAUCAUAGCCCUUGCCAGGCAAAGGAAAUGGAUAGACCAAGAAUACGUAUGGGUGGGUUCUUUGGGUUAGUCUUGGCUUACAAUUGAUACACUGAAACAAGUCACAGCCUGCUUAACGAGAAGAAAUGCAUGUUGGUUGUUCGAAGGAAAAUAGAGGAAAUACAAAUUAAGAUCAAUUGCAUGAUACAUAGUCAUAGAUGAAGAUCUUCAAGGAGACCCUCUAAUCGUGGACCAGUUGUAUCUCUUGUUGCUAACUUAAAGGAAAGCCAUAGCCAGUAUCUCUAGUUACUAACUGACAAGAAAGCCAUAGCCAGUAUCUGCUCUAGUGCGCACCUCCCUUUCAAAGCCUCUCUAGUGCAGCAUACCUCGUCUCAUAUCAUCUAAUUCUCGCAACCGGAAUCGCGAUCUUGGUGAGUGCGCUAAUCAUCACCCUAAUAUGGACGUUUGGGGUGACAGUAUUAAACGGCUUGCAGGCCUUGCAUGGAGAGAAGCAAACACCUUUAUGCACGAAUGGAUGGAUGAUGUAGAAGUUGAAUGAACAAGUUCUAGUACUAGAGGUUCGUUCUUAAGGUGUUUCUAUAUCCUAUCGCGUUAAGGUGUCUUUAUACCCUAUCAUUGUAUGAUGUUGAUACUUAAAUGCAUGAGUGCAGCAGCACGUCGUGGUGCGUGUUGAUGGUGGUCCUCAGUGAUACAUGUUCGGUGCUACUAGAACACGGGUUGAUAUUCAUGGAGGGACACAAGCGGUGAUGAUCCAUGUUAAAUAAAGAAUGGUGCUGCUACUACUUAAUGACCGGCCUCAGCGUAACAACUACUACUUUCGCUUCCAAUAUUACUUCUAAUCCUCGGUGAAGAUAAAGCAGAAAGCUCACCUAAACCGAAGGAUGAAACUCCUACAGCAAAGGGAAGAUCAAGAGUAGAAAGCACUGUGCACACCAAUCAAGAAUCACACUCGUCGGAAAAAAACACACUCUCAAGAAUUCGCAGCAUGAUUAAUAAGGCUUCCCCUCGUACAUCUUCGGACGAAGCACCCCACCCUAAGUAAGACUAAGAGGCUUUUCAAGGGGAAAAGGAACCCUCCAGGGUGCACUGUCUUGAGAUGGAAGAUUGGCGCUAAUUAUAUGAGUUUGGCCUCUCUCUGGGAAGGUGUGAAGACAUGCCAUUGCAUCAACGCUGCGACGAUAUCACAAAGCAUCGCGCUUUUCAUCUUUACGGAGUUAGGAAAAGUGUAGUUCUUCUACUAACUUUAUCUCGUUUUUGCGGAGCUAGGAAAAGUGUAAGUAGUUCUUUCACUUCCUCAAAGGACCACCUCCAUUCUUGACUAGACGUUACGCUCAGAUCCUUUUGUUCUAAUCUCUCUUUGAUCCCAGCUUUCCGACAAUUUUACCGCUCCUCGAUUCUGCUAGAUUUAACGGUUUUUUUGGGCAGUCCGUUGUUGCCUUUGACGCUAGUGUUAAGGCAAGCAAAAGACCAUCCUCAAUAUGUAUCAUUCUUGGCCUUUAUCAUUCAACGAUUCUAAGAUCGUUGAUCGAUGCUCAGGCUUUUCGAGCAAAUUCAGUUUUUGGAUGAAUUUCCAGACUGGAAACUGCUAAAAGUAAAGCAUUUUAGCCUAGAAGGCUAAUCAGGGUGUUUUGUCCAAAGGGAGAAAGGGCUCAAAGAUGGCUCCAGGAAUGCGCCGCUCUAAUAGUGGCAUUGGGUUCGUCUCUUUUAGGAACUCGCUUAAUGGAUCACGUAACUGAGACGAUGCAGGCUGUGGUGACAAUAGCAGUGACCUCUCCAAUCCGACGCAUAAGUGAAAGGUCCUGGCGCUCACCAUCAUCAUCGAAAUUUGGAAGAGGAGGGGACAACAAUGAUACGUCUUCAGGAUCGAAAAUUAUUAGGAUUUAUAACUAACGCCAACUCUAAGUAACUGUAAUUCGUCUCGAACUUCUCAUCAAUCUAUUGUAUCCUCUUAGCUUCUCUCUCUGCUUCUUCCUUUAAGUCUUCUGGCACUUAUCUCAUGAUGAGGAUCUAAGAAAAACGUGUUUGGAACGAAUAGAGACGAGAACAAUGACGCGCACAUACACUUGUUCAAGGAGGGCCAACAUUCUUCGGCGGCAUCAGUGGGGAAUUUAAGAUCACUUAGCCCCUAUACCUCAUGAAUAGGUACAUCAACCAUACGGUAAGAGUAAGAGUCAGAAUUAGAAAGUAGGAGUAAAAGUGAUCAGUCAGCAGGCUCAGAGUCAGAUCGUACCCAAUGUGUUUACUUAUUAAUGCAAGGGAGUAUAGUGACUAUACCCAUGAGCUCAGUAAUGAUAAGCGUGCAAUCUAAUUGCGGGGAGGUCGGCGUCCUGCGGAAGCAACCCGAUUGAUUGGCCUAACCUCCUAACCUUCUAUCAAGAAGAACGUUCACAACUCUAAGAAAAGACUUACAUCAUCGUCAGAACAACAACGCCGCUGCCGGUUCCUCAGAGGCGGUUCUUACGAUGCGCGGCGCUUUUCUGAUCGUCUUUCUGAGACUGGUGGUAGCAAAUUCUCUGUCGAUUCCGUUGAUUCUCCUCCUCUACUACCACCGAGACGAUAAGAGCUUUAUGACAUGAGACUUAUGAGGACACUAGAGACAUUACGAUUUGGAUUUUUACUUUUACAAGACAGACAAUAAGCUAAGACUCAUGUUUAUGAACAUUAAUUAUGGAGCUAUGGCAUAAUCAUUUAUGAAGAUCACGUUGUGCGACACUUGUUGUUCAUGUUCGUCUUCCUCUAAACUAUUUCUCGUCACUUUUCUCACGAUUCCGAAUCGGGUGAUCGCUCUGUAUCUUUCGGUCCUGUCCGCAGCCCCUGCCGCGUCCAAUUUAUGGCUGCAGUAGCGCUUUGAAACUUCUAAAGGUCUUGUCGCUAUUCACUUACUCUUCAAAGCUUGGCGUUUAUAUCAUUUACGAGUCUAAAAAUCCUAGCUGCAAGCACUCGUCGUAUUGGACGUCCAGGUCUUACAAUGAAUUACGAAGUGGCAUCGUAAUUGGCUAGAGUUUGAUACUUCGUUAUUGAAGACAAGACUGACUAUUGUGCACACUACCAGAGAGCUGAGCACUCACCGGAGGCGUUGCACAGGGCUCCAGCCUGCCUUUGAAGGUGAGACCUAUGGGGCUGACAGGACGACGAUAGCGCCGCCCCUUGCUUAGUUCUAGCAGAUAGCAGGACGCUCCAGGAUACUUGUUGAUAGUUGCACUUUUCUCUUUUCUAUCUCCCUCUGGUCUUUCUUUUUUCUAGUUAGGUCGGCUCCGCCACGACUAUAAUUAGAGCCUCAAUGUGCAGAGCCUCUUGCUGUAACAACAAGCAAUCCACAACCAAGAAUGAUCCUCUCUCAUCUUAAUCUUAGAAAGAGUAAGAACCUCUUCUAACAACAAUUACUUUAGUCUCCAUGACCCAAAGUGUCUUGGUCAAACCUAUGUCUACGGUUUUCGCGACAAUGCAGCUCUGUGCCAUCCUGACCAUGACAUUGUCGAUCACAAUUGCGGUAGCUUUUUUGGAAGACGAUGUCGAUGGGUGAUAGAUUCACUCUAACCAUGUCGAUGGGUGAUAGAUUCACUCCAAGGUCGAUGUAUGAUAGAUUCACUUUAACCAUGUCGAUGGGUGAUAGAUUCACUCUAGCCAUGUCGAUGGGUGAUAGAUUUAGAUGCACUCUAACCAUGUCGAUGGGGCAUUGAUGAUUUUAACGAUGACUCACGGAUUUUGAUCUUGUUUCGAAGAUGAUGACGCUGUGGAGAAUUAUCCAUUUGUGGCGAUGAGAGUUCGUUCCUCUACUUCCUCGACGGAAGUUAAUCAAUUUCUUUGAUUGGUAAUGGGAAAUUCAUGACUUAGACUUUUCCGACUUUCCAAGGUAUUGAAUAUUGUCACAAGAAAAAUCGACAAGAAAUAUUUAUACUGAUAUACGCUGGGACGAUUGACUCCCAUCUUCUGAGGUGGACUACCAUUCAAGAAUGAUAUAAAAGGCAGGUUGAACC
Amoebophrya sp. A25 is the source of this 5220-nucleotide messenger RNA. The record is from the annotation of a GenBank genome assembly. Lineage: Eukaryota; Dinophyceae; Syndiniales; Amoebophryaceae.